Messenger RNA from Brassicogethes aeneus, 3213 nucleotides. Lineage: Eukaryota; Metazoa; Arthropoda; Insecta; Coleoptera; Nitidulidae. The record is from the annotation of a GenBank genome assembly.
GACAUAUGCAACUGAUUCGCACAUUUUUGACAUCAUAACAAAUGUCCGAUUUAUGACAUAACCUAAUUUUUGGUAAUUAAACUUUGAAAUCGAAUUUAUUAGUUAAAAUAAGCGUGAAUUUUGCUGUGAUUUGUCUGUUUUGUUUUAUUAAAACGUGAUAAUGUUCGAGCGAAUGCUAAAAGUGAAAUUUGUGCCUUACAAGAAUUGUUUUUGUUACAUAUCGCCAAAGUCAAAUAUACUACAUCUUGGGAAAUAUGUUAAAUUAACGUAUGGAGAAGGUCGUACUGCCUAUUUUUCCGUAAAUUUAACACAGACAAGCAUUGAACACGAUUGUAUUGGUAUCAGUAGAAUAUAUGCAAAAAGUUUGGGAAUACAAGAAAAUGAGAAUAUUAUUAUACUGGAAAUACCUAAACCCCCUUUAAUAAAGUCAAUGGCUAUCACACCAACAUGUGAUAGUGAUUAUGAAGUAUUGAGUUUACUGGCCGAUAAUGUUCAAUCUACAUUGUUGGAUCAAAUAUCUGUGGUCUCUAAUAAUCAAAAUAUUGUUGUUUGGAUUGGGAGGAAUAUUUUUGUAACUCUGCCAGUUUCUGAAAUAAAACCUAUGAAUUUGGGGUGUAUAGAUAACUUUACAGAAGUUGUAGUUAAAACACCAGAAUUAAAAAGCCUUAAAAAAGACACUAAAGAUGUAAAAAAAGUAUCAGCAAAGAAUAAUGAAAUUAAGCAGUUGAAAACUGUAACAAAACUUGAUGAUAACUCUAUAACACACUUUAUAAAACUUAUACAGGGUUACUCAAUUCAAAAUAUUUUAUUAAAAAACCAUAAUUUAUACAUUAAUAACAAAAAAGACUUACUUUAUCGAUUAAUACCUCGUAAAAACGAGAAAAUAUUGGAAAAUCUUAAAGAUUUUUUACACCCUUUUAAUGUUUUUACGACGAAAAAAAAUAUGCCACAGUCAUGGCCAAUAAAAAACACCAAAACAACACAACUAAUAUGCAAUAUGCAACUUUUAACGACUGAUAUAUUUCCCUCAAAGCCAAUCUAUGUUCGAUUAUGUUUAUUAGAAGAUUAUAUUCAGAAUUUCAAUGAUGAUAAAUAUGAAAAUAAUUUGUUUGUUGAUGAUGUAUUAUUCAAACAUUUUGACUGUAAUUUGGGAGCCAGGGUUAUUUUAAAAUAUGAACCAACUGUGCCUUAUAUAACUGAAAUUCAUAUAUGCGCAAAAAAGAGUUAUUUAGUGGAUGUAAAGGACAAAUUUAAAGAAUUUGUGGCUAACAGUACACAAAAUCAAGUUUUAUUGUUAAAUCCGGAAGUUGUUUUUUAUAUGACUUCAAAUAUUAGAUGUAUGAUAAAACUUACACCAGUAGAAGCACCUUUUUGUAUAAUGGAUGAGAAUUUAGCUAGGGAUUGUAAGUAUACUCUAUUGGAUGAUGUUUUGCGUACAAAAGAUCUUGAUGAAGAUAAAAAUAGUCUGGAAUAUACCCUGGAUGCUUCAAAUUUGGGUGGAAUUGUCCAAAAUAUUGUGAAAAAUUUUGAUUUUUCACGAUUAAACAACUUUGAGAACGUUUUGUUAACAGGCAAAUCGGGUACGGGAAAAACGACUUUAACGAAGAUUUUAAAGGAAAAAUUAAGCCAAAGUCCGUAUUAUAUGUACACUGAAACGAUAAAUUGUAAAAAUAUUAAAGGGAAAACUAUAGAUUCGCUAUUGAAAGUGUUUUCCAAGUCUUUUGCUGAUUUGGUGCUACAUCAACCUUCUAUUUUAAUUUUGGACGAUUUACACGUUUUGUGUGAAAGUGUUCCUGGCGAGGAAAUGGCGCCAAACGCCAUCUAUUUUAACAGGAUCAGCGAAAUAUUGCAUAAUUUGCUGAAGUUAUUUUCAAGGAACAAUUUCAUAGGGAUUUUGGCUACCACUGAGUCUGUAUUAAAGCUGAAUGGGAAUAUUUACAUGUCCAGAGGAAGCCAUUUGUUUAAGAAUGUUUUUAGUAUUGACGCGUUUAAUAAAGAUGAUAGAAUAACUUUAUUGAAGUAUUUAUUUUCAAAGUAUACCCUAAAAUGUAUCGAUCUUGAUGCGUUAUCCACUAAAACAGAAGGAUAUGUUAUCCAGGAUUUGAUAAAUUUUGUGAAUAAAACUGUUUAUGAAGCGUAUAAAGAUGAUCCUGACGGUAUAAAAUCCGAGCCGACGAUAACGGAAGUUCACUGCGAGAAAGGACUAAAAACGACCUGCGUGUUAUCCUUGCACGAUGUCCAGUUGCAUUCGCCUGGCAACAAGGAUUUCAGUGACGUAGGAGGAUUAGGCGACGUUAAGAAAAUAUUGGUUGAAAGUCUAUUGUGGCCUGCCCAGUUUCCUGGUAUCUUUGCGGACGCCCCAUUACGCUUACAAUCGGGGCUUCUUUUAUACGGACCCCCGGGUACAGGGAAGACGGUACUGGCCGGUGCAGCUGCGAAACAAUGCGGACUUAGGCUUAUAUCGAUUAAGGGGCCCGAACUGCUAUCGAAAUAUAUUGGAGCUAGCGAGCAAGCCGUACGAGACGUAUUUGAAAAGGCUCAGAGCGCGCGACCCUGUAUCUUAUUCUUCGACGAGUUUGACAGUUUGGCGCCCAGGCGAGGUCAGGAUACGACUGGAGUGACCGAUCGAGUAGUUAAUCAAUUACUAACGCAACUAGAUGGCGUUGAAUCUUUGACAGGUGUAUGCGUAUUGGCUGCAACAUCAAGGCCUGACCUGUUAGAUCCUGCAUUACUAAGACCUGGGAGGUUGGAUAGGCAACUCCUGUGCCCUCUACCAGAUGCGGGUUCCAGGUUCCAGAUUCUAAAGUGCUUAUCGAAAACUAUGGAUUUUGUAGGUGAUAUUAAUCUGACGUUAAUUGCCACACAAACUGAGGGUUUUUCAGGGGCUGAUCUGCAGUCUGUUUUGUAUACUGCUCAACUUUCUUCAGUGGAAAAUAUAAUUUUAGAAAACAGUCCAAAAUCAUCUAACUCGCCAAAAAUCACUCAAAAACAUUUGGUGGAGGCCCUAAAAAAGACCAGACCAUCUUUGACCAAGCAGGAGAGGGCUAAGUAUGAAAGAAUAUAUGCCUACUUUCAAGGAGGGUACAAGGAAGAUUUUAAGGCAGGAAGCAAAGCCACUCUAGCAUGAUUAUUUUUGUAGAUUUUAAAAUUGAUUUUCUUGUUUUAUUAUUAAUUGUUAUAAAUAAUUUAAUUGUUGUUGUUUGUUAUUAAUAA